AUGCUGCGCUUCCUCUGGGACAGCAUCUCCUUCCAGAUGCUCCUCAUCUUCUUCAUUGUCUUCCUGCUCGUUGCUGACUACAUGAAACGCAGAAAACCGAAGCACUUCCCUCCCAGCCCCUUCUCUCUCCCCUUCGUGGGGCACAUCCAUCUGAUGAACUUCACUGAUCCACACAUCACGGUGCAGAAGUAUACUGAAAAGUAUGGGAACAUCUUCAGCAUGCAGAUGGGCAGCACAUCAUUUGUGUUCAUAAAUGGGCUGCGGAUGAUUAAGGAAGUUCUUGUAAACCAAGGGGAAAACUUCAUGGAUCGCCCUGACAUUCCUGUUGACAGGGAGGUCUUCAGUAAAAUGGGACUGGUCUCCUCCAAUGGGCACUUGUGGAAGCAGCAGAGAAGGUUCACCUUGACCACCCUCCGAAACUUCGGCCUGGGUAAGAGGAGCCUGGAGGAGCGCAUCCAGGAGGAGUGCCAAUGCCUUGUGGAUGUGAUUGGGGAAGAGCAGGGGAAUCCUUUCAACCCUCACUUGAAGAUCAGUAACGCCGUUUCAAACAUCAUCUGCUCCAUCACCUUUGGCAAUCGAUUUGAAUACCAUGAUGAGGACUUCCAAAAAAUGCUGCAACUAAUGGAUGACACGGUUAAGCUCCAUGCAACCGUCAUGAGCCAGAGUAGAUUUGCCUCUGUACAAACUUUCCCAGCUAUAAUAAAGUUUUUCCCUGGAUCACAUCAAACCAUUUUUAAAAACUGGAGGUUGUUGAAAAGAUUUGUGAAAGAGAGGAUUGACAAACACAAGGAGGACUGGAAGCCCUCGGAGAGCCGGGACUUCAUCGACAGCUACCUGCAGGAGAUAGCCAAGGACAAUGGCGACGGCAGCUUCCACGAGGAAAACCUUGUGGCGUGUGUCCUCGAUCUGCUGUUCGCCGGGACCGAGACUACUUCCACAACCAUCCGCUGGGCUGUGCUGUAUAUGGUCCUGUAUCCUGAAAUUCAAGCCCGCGUGCAAGCUGAGAUCGACACUGUUAUUGGGCAGGCACGGCAGCCAGCCUUAGAGGACAGGAACAACAUGCCCUACACCAACGCUGUCAUCCACGAAGUGCAGAGGAAAAGCAACAUCAUCCCUUUCAAUGUUCCAAGAAUGACGACGAAGGACACCAUCUUGGAUGGCUUCCACAUACCAAAGGGCACUGUUUUGCUCACAAAUUUAACUUCUGUGAUGUUUGACAAGAACGAGUGGGAAACACCCAACACUUUUAACCCUGAGCAUUUCCUGAAGGACGGUCAGUUCUGGAAAAGGGAGUAUUUUAUGCCUUUUUCUAUAGGGAAGCGUGCCUGUCUGGGUGAGGUGCUGGCCCGCUCCGAGCUCUUCCUCUUCUUCACGUCUCUGCUCCAGAAAUUCACCUUCCAGGCACCCCCAGACACCACGCUCAGCCUCCAGGCCAAGCUGGGCAUCACAAUGGCCCCAGAGCCCUACAGGAUCUACGCGGUGCCUCGGUAG
Leptosomus discolor (cuckoo roller) is the source of this 1491-nucleotide messenger RNA. The record is from RefSeq and is a predicted model, not a curated record. Lineage: Eukaryota; Metazoa; Chordata; Aves; Leptosomiformes; Leptosomidae.